Hyalella azteca is the source of this 2156-nucleotide messenger RNA. Its product is annotated as putative heat shock 70 kDa protein 7. Gene Ontology annotation, cellular component: cytosol; nucleus. Gene Ontology annotation, molecular function: ATP binding; ATP-dependent protein folding chaperone. Gene Ontology annotation, biological process: protein folding. The transcript has 2 exons. Lineage: Eukaryota; Metazoa; Arthropoda; Malacostraca; Amphipoda; Hyalellidae. The record is from RefSeq and is a predicted model, not a curated record. Bases 31 to 1977 code for a protein of 648 amino acids.
UGUCCCGGAGAGAAGGUAACACAUCUUAACAUGAGCUCCCCAUCAGCUUCAAGUCGUGUGACCACCCGCAUGCCGCUUGGAAGCCCCUCUCAUGCACCGGCCAGCCCGCCAAGGUCGGCGGCGAUCGGCGUUGACUUCGGUACGAGCAAAUUGUGCGUGGCUUUGUCGCGCAGCGUGCGAAUUGUGGACAACCCCGCGGGGGAGAGGACGACUCCUGCCAGCGUUGCCUUCGACUGCCAGCAAGUGCUGGUGGGCAAUGACGCCUUCGAACAGGGUGUUUUGAACUGUGCCAACACCGUGCAAGCCGUUAAAAGAAUUAUUGGCAGAACUUCUUCACAGGUGAAAGAUUCUCUGACAAACAAGUCUAAUCUCGUACAAAUUUCAGCCGAGAGCAUCUUGUGCUUUCCCAGUGGCAUGAAAAAACUCGAUGGAAAAGUUGCCAUAAAAGUUUCGUAUAAAAAUGAGGAAAUUUCUGUGUUUCCUGAGGAGGUUGCAGCAUCCAUGUUUUCCAUGGCGAGAAAGGUCGCCGAAACCCACCUUGGCUGCGCGGUAUCUCGUGUCGUUGUCUCCGUUCCGUCCUCUUUCAACAACGAACAAAGGUUGGCUACGAAACAGGCGGCAGAGUUGGCUGGAAUGGAGAAAAUUUCGUUAAUCAACGAGCCAACUGCCGCUGCGCUGCAAUACUCGGCGGUAUCUAACUUCCUUACCAAGGAAAAACUGCUGGUCGUUGAUUUUGGCGGCGGAAAGUUAGACGUUUCGCUGGUCGCGCUGCAGGCCGGGACUCUCGAGGUGUUAGCUACAAGUGGUUGCCCGACGUUCGGUGGUUACGACUUGGACAUGUGGAUGGUGCACCUGGCUGCCGAAAAAUUUAAACAAUCCCACAAUGUAGACAUCUUGGAUGACAGAAAAGCGUUGGUGAGACUCCUGCGAGCAUGCGAGAAGGCUAAGAAAACUCUCUCCUUGCUUCCCGAAACAUUUAUAGAAGUGGACAACCUCUCGGGAAACAUCGACUUCAGGAUGAAGAUUAGCAAGCGCCUCUUCACACAGCGUUGGAGUUGCGUUCUGGAAAAGGAAAUUUACUUUCACGUCUCGCGUUGCGUGUCCGAGGCAGGCUUGAAUCUCAAGGAUGUCGACAAAGUGCUACCUGUUGGUGGCUCAAUGCGUUUGUUUGGACUUGAGGGAUAUUUGAUUAAAAUUUUUGGUAGCAAGUUAACAAAAACUGUUAACCAAGACGAAUGUGUUGCUGCAGGUGCGGCAAUAAAGGCAGCCAUGCUUGAGGAAGACGAACAGUUUGCCCAAGUCGCGGUCAGAGAGAUAUCUUGCCAUCCCAUCUACAUGCUCACUGGAAAUCACAUCGAUGAUCUUACUUUCGGAAGGACGAGAAUACCUUUCAACCACACCAUUAGCGGUUCACGUUCACGCAGAUCACCAAUAUUCCAUGAAAAAGUUUCAUACCUUCUUCCGGGUGCUGAAGCUUCCUCCUGCACGCUGAAUCGCGAAAAUUCAAUGCCGACGUCAAAAAGGUAUGAGAUUAACUUUGAAGUCGACGAUGACGGGAUCUUCAAUGCCUCGUUCAAGACCAGCGAAGCCAUCACUCACUUCGCAGGGCCUCGAGCUUUCUCAUUGAGGGAGCGCAGGCUUGGCCGCAAGAUGAAAAGUCGAAUCGAAGGUUUCGAGAAGGACAGCCAGAAGGAGGCAGCUAGAGUGGAGGCUAUGGUGCAGCUCGAGGAAAUGGUAUAUUGUGUAAGGCAGGAAGUUGCUGCGCUAAUGGAAAAAAUGCGUCACAGUGAGUCUGAGUGUGAGGACGUUCUGGCGUGGCUUGAAGACCAUCAAACGGCAUCGAAAAAAGACUGCAGGGCCAAGCGACUGCAGUUGAAGAAAUUGGUCAGCAACUUGAGUGAAUGGAAGAGGAAGGAGGGAAAGCUGUUGAAGAGGCUGAUCGAUAAACGAGGGGGAAAGAAGAGGAGGAGCACUUGAAAAGACGGAGAAAUUAAUUUGAAGAGACUCGUGCCAUCGUAAAGCCGCACAAACGGAUGUUGCUUUGAUCUUAAAACAUUUAACGUGCUUUUAUCGGAUAUUAUUUCAAUUGCUGAAACCUAAUUCACGUUGAACUUCCUCAGCGCACAGUCGGAUUUCACGCUUCUCAAUCUCGUCGU